CGACUGAAUUCUUCGUAUAACGGUCUGGAAAAUGUCCAAGAUACGACAUGGUCUAUAAAAAUAAAAUUUUGGUAAUUCCAAUGACAACCUUAGCAAUCCAUCUUACUAAGAGAUAACCAAGAAAUGAUUUAAAUAUAGUAACAACAACAAUGAAAGGGAGUGUGCUGACGUUUCUUCCUAGUACAUUUGGGAAAGGAACAAAAUAAUAGAUGAAAUAAUUUUCUAAGAAUCGAAAUUAUUGUGAUCAAGUGAAAUAUGUGUUUAGGUGUUAUUGGUUUUAAGUGAGUUCGAGAGAUGUUCUACCAACAAUGUUUCCAAUGGUAGUGUAUUCUAAAUGGAUAUUACGAUAUUUUUAUGUAGAUCUGAUGUUGUGUUUGAGACAAGAGAGACAGAGCUGGGCUAUAACAUGGUUGUCACCAAGGACUCAAGCUCACAUGAAAUGUUUUGAUCUCUUGGGAAUAUGGAUUAAUAAAGCGCAAGGGUUCAAAUGGGUAAGGGAAAGAGACAACAGUCUAAGGCCAUGCACUGCAAGGCUUCCCCGUACAUGUGAUUGUUGUGAUUUCAUACACACACACACAUGUGUGAAAAUGUCUCCCGAAUGUCCGAAGGAUACUAAGGAGGAUCUCCGAAUGAUGGAUGAGGAUUUCACUGCCAUGACUGACGCUGCCCCAUGGCUCGUCACUGUCCGAGGUCGCACGCGGCGUUGUGCCUUGCGGAAUAACCCGACCAUCUGCAUUGUGUGUAUCACAUGUUGUAUGUUUCUUAUAGCCGGUGCCUGCCUGGCAGCCUACGCGGUCAGUUACCUCCAUGGGAUGGAGAGGCGGCUGGAGGAGAAGCUAGAGAGGGCGAUUCUCAAAAUGUUCCAGGACCAGGACAAGAAUGCACCUAAUGCUAAUGAGGCUUUUGAGGAGCUCAAUACAGACCAGGCGGACAAAACGCUUCAGUUUAUUCGAAGCAAAAGACAUGUUAAAAAAUUUCUGUUAAAACCCAAAAAAGUACCGACAGUAGGCAAAAAGCCGAAACAAAGGAUUCAUCCAAAUUACUUCCACCUGACAGGUCGAAAUGGCAGCGUCCCAUUCUAUCACGAAGGCAGAACGUUUCUAUGGGCCAUGGACAAGAAGAAUAAGACAACUAGUCUGGAAACAGUCUUUGAUUCGACGGAAGGCGCUGUGCAAAAGAUCCGUAUACUAAAAAAGGGAAUAUAUUUGGUGUACUCACAGGUAGCAGUACACGGUCAGGGUACUCAUCAACAAGGAUACCGCCAUGAGUGUUCACAUGAAACCAUUGUUACAAGGAAAUCUGGCACUGUUGAUGUCUUAUUGAGAAGUUGGCUGACCCAGUUCAAUUUGGGCGAUAAAGUCGAUUCUGUCUAUUUUAGCAGAGGGGUUCAUCCCGUUGAUUCCAAGCUUCAGAUGGGAGUCUUUACCCUGGACGAUGGAGAUGAAGUCAGCGUUCAGUCUCAAGAGAAAUGUUAUCACUUCAAUUAUAGUGUAACAACGGAUAAUUCUUAUUUUGGAGUAGUAGCUAUCAGUAUCUUGAAAUAACUUUCUAAUAUUUAUUUCAAAAGUACGUCUCUCCUAGAAUGACGUUCUGUCCAGCCAAAUAGCAAAAGAUCAAUGCUCACCGUAUACAGAAAGACAUCUAUAUUAGUGUGCAUAGAAACUAAUUUGAAGCUUCCUAAAUGCUUUCUUUUGGUAUCUAAUAGCUAUGUGAAAAUUGAAGCAAAAACUUUGCCUGAAAGACGUGAAUGUAAUUAUUUGCCUUACUCUAACUUUAUGUCAUUAUAUAAUGUUUUAAAUUGCAAUUUAUUUUUCAUCUUCCUUUCUUAAAAUGAUUUUAUUAAUAAAACAUUUAGACAUCUCUAUACAAAAACAUUUUUUCAUCCUUGAACUUUUACAUUUCCUCAACACAAACUUGACAUUUAUUUCACACAACAACCUUGACAAUUCUUCAAUACAACAACCAUGACAUCCUUUCAACACGACAACCUUGACAUCUUUCAACACAACAACCCUGACAUUCUUUCAGCAUAACAACCCUGACAUUCUUUCAGCACAACAACCUUGACAUUCCUUCAACACAACAACCUUGACAUUCUUUCAACACAACAAUCUUGACAUUCCUUCAACACAACAACCUUGACAUUCUUUCAACACAACAACCUUGACAUCCCUUCAACACAACAACCUUGACAUCCCUUCAACACAACAACCUUGACAUUCUUUCAACACGACAACCUUGACAUUCUUUCAACACGACAACCUUGACAUUCCUUGAACACAACCUUGACAUCCCUUCAACACAAUAACCUUGACAUCCUUUCAACACGACAACCUUGACAUGCCUUCAACACAACAACCCUGACAUUCCUUCAACACAACAACCUUGACAUUCUUUCAACACAACAGCCUUGUCAUUUCCUCGAGUCUGCAACUUUGACAUUCCUUCAACAUUUCAGCGCUGACAUUCCUUCAACAUUGCAACCUUGACUUUCCUAUAAACUACAACCUUGACAAUUAUGUAACACUGAAACUUUGUCCGUUCCUUCAACACCGCAACAUUAACAUUUCCAUUGCAAACUUGGCUUUCCUUGAAAAAGACCUAAGCUCUGCAAUCUGAAUUUCCUCAACAGAAGAACCUAUGCAUUUCCUUAACACAACCCCCCCCCCCAAAAAAAAAAAAAAAAAAUUCCUUAAACUCUGUGUCCUUCAGUUUCCUAAACAUUAUGAAAAAUCGUGACUUAAUUUUAACUCGCUUGGUGUUAUUUGUAACUGAUUUACACACAUAUAUUUUACAGCACCAAUAUGAUUAUUAAUAGAAAAAAUGAUAUAUUUCUGUACAUAUAUGUUCGCUUUAUACUUUAAUCCAGCAUACAGUGCAUGGUUCACUUGUGUGGUGUGAUGCUUAAUGCUUAUAAUUAUAUGCUCGUAUUAUAUAACUAAGACUGAGCCCAAUUGAUCAAGACUCAUUGGGACUUAAUGCUAAAGCAUCUAUAUUGUAAAUUAGUUUGUGUGCCAUUACAACGUUGUAAAUUGUUCAGUAGUUACUUCUUAUUAAAAUAACUCGUUAGAUAAACCAUUCUAAGCACCAAAGUAAUGUAUGAUGUAUAUUCAUAAACCUUUUUAGCUCUUUAAAAUCAACAAAAUGUAAUAAUUUAGCUCUAUUUGAUUUGAUUGUAAUCUCAAUAGAUACAUACGACGUACUGGAUAGGGGAAGAAAGGUGGGACCAAUGUCCCUUUUAUGACUCUAUCGUUCAGUAGGUAUUUAGAACAAAGUAAUCGAUCUUUCCAAAAGUCAUCAUCUUCAUUGUCUUCUUUUUUUUUUUAAUACUGUUUUAUGUGACUUGUUUUAAAGAUACCUGUGAAAAUAAAACUUCCUAAAUUAUUGUAUCUUUUUGUUUAUUUGUUAACAAUAACAUUCAAUCUUAUCCAACAACUGUUGUUUUUAGAUUUGUUGUUGAUUUUAUUUUGAUAAUAAAAUUGUAGAACACUUUAA
Molecule: messenger RNA, 3495 nt
Organism: Biomphalaria glabrata
Lineage: Eukaryota; Metazoa; Mollusca; Gastropoda; Planorbidae
Exons: 9
Coding region: 309-1544 (411 amino acids)
Biological process (GO): immune response
Cellular component (GO): membrane
Molecular function (GO): tumor necrosis factor receptor binding
Source: RefSeq, a predicted model, not a curated record